AGCCCUUCUGGCCCGAGCCGUCCUAACUCGAGCAAGCGCCUCGGAAACUUCGGCCCGCCGAGGGCCGAGCAAGCUCUGCCCAGACAGCACAAGCCGCAACACCUGUAUGAGAUCCCGUGCCGCACAGACCUGGCCCCGGGCGCACCGAGGCUCGCACACCAGGUUAUGAUACCCCUCGAGCUCUGCAGGCGCGGCGUGGCGUGCACUCGAACGCCGCAACCGGCCCCAAGGUGCCCCCGAGCACGCGCGGCAGAAGCCGGGCUCGGAGUAUCCCGAGCGGAAGAUGGACCGAGCAGAGAUCAGGGCCCUCGCCGGCGCCGUGCGCGGGGCCCCCGCGCCCCCGCGACUGGCGGCCCUGCCGCGCUGAGGCGGGCCGCAGAGGACGUCGCCGCAGACAGCGAGGCCCUGGGCGCCGCGGGCGUCGCCUCGGCGCUGCUCGUGCUGUGGAGCGAGGCCACACUGCAGGCCACGGGCCGCGGCCUGCCCGAGGGGCCGUUCGGGCUGCUCGGUGCGCUGGAGGGCCUGGCGUACCUGGCCGUCAUCGGCCUGGUGGCCUGGAGCGCCCUCACCAAGGUGACGACGGGCAGUGGCCUGCCGGGCGGCCGGCUGGGGCUCCGAGGCGCCGCGGAGGGGUUGAGCUACCUGGCGUUCGGCCUCGGCCUCGUGCUCCUGUGGCUGCAGGUGACCGAGGUCGGCUACCUGGACUUCGCCCCGUUCCCCUUGCGCAUCGAGUUCAAGAAGUGA
Messenger RNA from Prorocentrum cordatum, 744 nucleotides. NCBI's taxonomy places the organism in Eukaryota, Dinophyceae, Prorocentrales, Prorocentraceae. The record is from the annotation of a GenBank genome assembly.